UAAUGUGCCUAUCUGUUGUUGUCACAUGACAGAACAAGAGGGAGGAGAAGGACACUACAACCGGUUAUUCAUUUAGCUAGCUAGCUAGCUGUGGCAACGUGUGGAGGUGUGGAAAAUGCCCAAGUUUUACUGUGACUACUGUGAUACAUAUCUCACCCACGAUUCGCCGUCAGUGCGGAAGACCCACUGCAGCGGACGCAAACAUAAAGAAAAUGUGAAGGACUACUAUCAGAAAUGGAUGGAGGAGCAAGCACAGAGUCUUAUUGAUAAAACAACUGCUGCAUUUCAGCAAGGAAAGAUCCCACCCACGCCGUUCCCAGGAGCACCUCCACCUGGUGGCUCGCUGCUUCCUCAUCCAAACAUUAGUGGACCCCCCCGACCUGGCAUGCUACCCGCUCCCCCGAUGGGUGGGCCUCCCAUGAUGCCCAUGAUGGGUCCGCCUCCUCAUGGAAUGAUGCCAGGAGGACCAGGUCCUGGUAUGCGACCCCCCAUGGGUGGACACAUGCAGAUGAUGCCUGGGCCUCAUAUGAUGCGUCCUCCUGCCCGCCCCAUGAUGCUUCAAGUCAGACCGGGCAUGGUGCGGCCAGACAGAUAAGAACAAACUUCAACUCCUCGAGGACACAUCCUUGCCCCUCUGUCCCCCCUCAUUCAGAUAAUGCCAUUGCUCAAAGUCAUGCAUGUAGAAUUGUGGAUAAAACAUUUUGUUGGUGGGCUGUGAGAUUAUGGAGGACUGCUUUCCCCCAUUUCGUUUUUAUUUAGAUUUAUUGAUUUUAAUUCAGUUGGCCAAAAAAAUUCUCAUGUGUAUUGAUGGCACUGGUGCUUAUGAUGAUGAUUUGCGCCUGUAGAUUUCUGUUUUCCAUUUGCUUUUUUUUGUAAACUAUUGUAUGUAUGUUGACAUUUUAUGGAAUAAAAUUUUAGAAAAAAAACGGCAAA
This is a messenger RNA of Alosa alosa (allis shad), 933 nucleotides long. It is a transcript of the gene snrpc, whose product is annotated as small nuclear ribonucleoprotein polypeptide C. The record is from RefSeq and is a predicted model, not a curated record. Gene Ontology annotation, molecular function: zinc ion binding; pre-mRNA 5'-splice site binding. The transcript is spliced from 6 exons. Gene Ontology annotation, cellular component: U1 snRNP; nucleus. Bases 116 to 595 code for a protein of 159 amino acids. Gene Ontology annotation, biological process: mRNA splicing, via spliceosome; spliceosomal snRNP assembly; mRNA 5'-splice site recognition. Lineage: Eukaryota; Metazoa; Chordata; Actinopteri; Clupeiformes; Clupeidae.